Molecule: messenger RNA, 1314 nt
Organism: Rhodofomes roseus
Lineage: Eukaryota; Fungi; Basidiomycota; Agaricomycetes; Polyporales; Fomitopsidaceae
Product: NADH or F420H2 dehydrogenase
Exons: 6
Coding region: 56-931 (291 amino acids)
Molecular function (GO): NADH dehydrogenase (ubiquinone) activity
Source: RefSeq, a predicted model, not a curated record
GCGGUGCACCCGCAUACAGGUAGCGCCCGAGGUGCCGAGUUCGUCCUCGACAACCAUGUCUGUCCGCCUAGCCGCAACGAGCAGGCUCUUCAGAGUCGCGGCACCCUACCGGGCUGCAGUUGCUGGGACGCGACAGCUUCGUGCUGUGCACACGUCGAGGCCUGUGAGAGGUAUGCCUAGUCCCGGCUGUGCCGCCGCUCCCAACUCACCGCGUGCUGUAGCCUCCGAAUCCCCCUUCCAAGAACAAACCUCGCCCAACCCUUCCAUCACCCUGUAUGCAGAGGCCACCGAAAAGCUUCACACCUACGGGUCGUACCUCAUACAGUGUCUGCCCAAAUUCAUCCAACAAUUCUCAGUCCUCAAGGACGAAUUGACUUUAUACGUCCCUCCCUCUGGCGUCAUCCCUGUCCUCACUUUCCUCCGCGAUCAUUCACAAUGCCAGUUCAAGGGAUGCAUGGAUAUCAGCGGUGUCGACUUCCCCGAGAGAGACAAGCGGUUCGAAGUCGUCUAUCAUCUACUGAGCAUCAAGUAUGGCGGGCGGAUCAGGGUGAAGACCUACGCUGGUGAGACAGACCCUGUGCCAAGCGCGGUCCCUGUCUUCAGCGGUGCGGAUUGGUACGAGCGAGAGGUUUGGGAUCUAUAUGGCGUGUUCUUCGAGGGGCAUCCUGACUUACGCCGCAUUCUCACCGAUUAUGGAUUUGAGGGGCAUCCCCUUCGGAAGGACUUCCCACUUACGGGCUACACUGAGGUUCGCUACGACGAGGAGAAGAAACGCGUUGUUUACGAGCCCUUACAACUCACGCAGGCUUUCCGAAACUUCGACGCUCUGUCGCCGUGGGAGCAGGUUGGCGACGGUACUGUCCCGAAACGGCCGGACGAGUUGAAGCCAGUCCCGCCGCCGCCUCCUGCGGAGGAGCCGCAGAAGAAGUAGUAGAUCGAGCCAGUAUAAUUUCACACACUUUUCACUGGUACGAUGUGGGUGCUCUGCUGCGCUGGCAGUGCGGCCCUGUCUCUGCGAGGAGUUGGUGUGAUUUACUUGCCCGGUAUGAUAACUUUGCCACGACACGCGCAUGAAGUGCGCACAGCGAUCGUCGAAGUCGGCUUCUCGGACAGCUACACACGUGAUCUCGUCAUUGGUGGUUGAAAGUGGCCGUGUGUUCACUUUGAGCAGUUCCUCGCAGGUACCCUCACCAGGUUGAGACCCUCCCGUCCCCUUCCCCAUCUUGGCAGGGUCGUCGCAGGUGCGGUGUUCCAACUAGCCCACGACAGCGUCCAGGGGCCCUUGGUGAUACGCCCAGGCAUCUACGACCGCUU